AUGGCAGUAGAUGUUCGGUCAGAAAUUUCAAGGCUUAUUGUGAGUUCAAGACACUCUUUCUCUCAUGAUUUUAAGGAAGUAGAAAUAGAAGAGGAAAAGAAACCAUCAUCUGGACCAUUUUGGCAAUUUCAAAGAAGCAGUAGUUUGAAUUAUGAUAACCGUAGAAAUAAUACAUUAAUCCGAUCCUUACAUUUUCUUUCGCUGAGCAAUUGUACUAGUUCAGCUCCAAAUCCCAAACCAUCAAUGAUACCAAAGGUUAUGCAGAAGCAGCAUUCCUAG
Messenger RNA from Coffea arabica (coffee), 279 nucleotides. RefSeq lists its product as uncharacterized. NCBI's taxonomy places the organism in Eukaryota, Viridiplantae, Streptophyta, Magnoliopsida, Gentianales, Rubiaceae. The record is from RefSeq and is a predicted model, not a curated record.